AUGGCAAAGUCGUUCGACGUUGCUGUAGUUGGUGCGGGUCUCAGCGCGUUCCAUGCCGUAGAAGUCCUGGCGAAAAGCAAGAAGUCCGUUGCCUACAUCCACGGCUUCACCUUCCAAGAGUGGGCCAUGGCAGCCGCCGUCUUUCUGAACAGCCCGGAGGAGCACGUGAAGUGGACAAGCGGCGACCCCGAGAAAUGGAUGAUGAAGAAGUGGACCAAUGUGGAGUACUUCCUGAGCCCGGCAGAAACCGUGAACUGUGACAUGAAGGAGAUCACCUUGAUGCAAAAGGGCCCUGACGCUGGCAAAGUCAUCAACUACAAAGUCCUGAUCGUGGCAAGCGGCCAGAACAGCCCAUUGCUCACUCCAACGGCCGGGAUGAGCUUGUCGGAGCGCAUUUCGGAAGUCCGGGCCUGCGGCGAAGCAUUGAAGCAGGCCAAGACCGUGGUUUUCAAUGGGGCUGGGCUCGUGGGCCUGGAGAUGUGCGGCGACUUCAGGGCAAGGAACGGGUAUGGGGCGCGCGUGGUCCUCCUCACGCGCUCCGGGAAGGUCCUGGACUCGGAUUUCGGGGACAAGGCCGAGAAGCCAGAUCCGAAGAUGGUGGCCAAGGUGACGGACAUCUUGACGAACAGGUUCAAGAUUGAGAUCAAAGAAGGGGCAGCCUCAGGGCCAGAGAGCGAACAAGCUUCCCUGAGCCCGGGAACCUUGAAGCUUGACAGUGGCGAGAACCUGAGCUUCGAUGUCUACAUCCCCUGCUUCUCCAUGGGCGCGAACACCGGCUUCCUGAAGUCUUCUAACUCCAACUUCCUGGGCCCCCGAGGCACCAUGCUUGUCAACGAGUGCAUGCAGUCUUCUGCCCAUCCGGAAGUCUUGGGUGUCAACGUGACGAACAAGAAGCUGGUUGGCCACCCGGUCACAAUCAUCGUCAGUGCAGCAGCUACUCAUUGUGCCAAGCAGGCUCUUGAGAUCGUGGACGGCAAACCGGCGAAAGCCUUUGUUCCUCCCAAGGAGAGCAUUCAUCCGAUGAAUGUGAAGAUGGGCCACGGUCCUGGUGGAUAUAUGGUUUGGUCUGGACUUCCGGGACCAGCGCAUGUCUGCUGCUGUCUCCCGUGUGGCGGAGGCUAUCCAUUUUGCCCUCCCCCCUGCUGUUGGUGCUGCUUGCCUGGCUGUUCCGGUGCCUGUGGGACUUGCGGCAGUCCUCCCGAAGGUGAAGGGCCAGCCGUUUUCAUGCCGGCUCUGCUGGCCAAGUUCACAGGAAUGCACGGCUUCAAGGGGCUCGGCGACUACGGUUCUGACAUUCCGCAGCAGAAAACCAUGGCAUAG
Molecule: messenger RNA, 1320 nt
Organism: Symbiodinium necroappetens
Lineage: Eukaryota; Dinophyceae; Suessiales; Symbiodiniaceae
Source: the annotation of a GenBank genome assembly